Messenger RNA from Dermacentor albipictus, 10972 nucleotides. RefSeq lists its product as uncharacterized. Lineage: Eukaryota; Metazoa; Arthropoda; Arachnida; Ixodida; Ixodidae. The record is from RefSeq and is a predicted model, not a curated record.
UGCGAAAGCAGCUCUCCAACGCCGAGGUUCAGAAGCUGCGCGCGUACCGGGGAACGAAGCAUCAUCCUCCGGAGGAAGUGAAACGGAUUUCUCUUCUUCAUUUUUUUUUCUCUCUCUCCCUCGUUCACUGCUUCUCCUCUCCCACCAACGAGAGCACGCGCCGGUGUUCAUCCUCCUCGCUAGCGGUGCCAGCCCAGCCGGUUUCACCGAGAGAUCCAGCAACCGCCGGCAAAGUAGAAGAAAAAAAAAGCAAGAAAGAAAAAGCAAAACAUCCCCCGCGAGGGGCCCACUCCAGACUCGCAGGAAGCGACGACACCCACCGAGGCGAGCCCUUCCGACACGACGAGACCGGCCGAGAGAGCUGCAUCACGCCGGGCGUGGAUAGUCGCCGUCGCGCCCUGAUAUCCCGGCGUGUGUGCGCGCUUGCUUGCCUACCCACCUACCUACACUCGUGCGGAUAACCGGCGGCGUCGCACGCUGAACCGAAUCGGGUCCUCCGUCGUGGUGCUUGUGCUUGCCCCCCUGACAUCGCGACACUUGUGUGAGGAGUGUCAAAAACCACCCCCGGAGACAGGGCGCGGGAGAAGGCCGUUUGUUGUCGAUUGUCGGCGUCGCUUCGACGAGAAUCGACGUUGUUGUUUGUUCGCGAAGAAAACGAGUGUGUGUGUUCGGUGUUGUGCGUGGUUCCGGCCUGAAGGGAGCUCUCCCGUACCGGGUUCCCUCUGCCACCCGAGUUGCGUGUCGAAUCGCCCGUGUCUCUGCGGCCGCGUUUGGAAAGAUCAAGUUCGUUCGCGCGCGUUCGCGCGCGCUCCGGCGUCUUCGCUGUCAAGGACGCUGAGGGCGCGUUCCGCUCACGGGAAGCGCGGGACACUGCGGCGACGCAAGGAUGCUGUCGUCGUGAGAGACGCGCAGGAUACUCAAGGCUUUAGCCUGGACAUCAACUUCUAUUACAGUGCCAAGCAUAGAUUGGGUGCUGCCGACUUCUCGGCCGCCAAAGUCUAUCGACAUACACAAGUCCAGGAACGAUGACGAGGUUAGAGAUGCCCAAAUUACCUUUCCUGCUGUUCCUGCUGUUGGAUGUAUUGACAACAGAGACCACAGGUCAAGGCGUGCCAUUCACCACCACAGCCACAACUCCCAGUACCCUCGCCACCACUGCCACCAGCACAGACGUGCCGACAACGGCGAAAACGCUGGCGUCGCAGGCGACUGUAACGUCGACGUCGCCGGCGGCGACGACGACCACGACGUACCAGUCGCCUUCCUCCUCCUUCGCUCCGGAGUUCACGACGGCGGAAGCUUCGGCGCGAGCGAUCGCUUCCUCGGCGUCGGCGGUGCCCUGGUGCCUGCGGGAGCACGUGUCGUACGAGCGCCUCUCGGGCUACAGGGUGGCCGACCUGCUGGCUGGACAGCGGGCGCUGGCCGAGCCCACGCAGCCGCCGCCCCCUUCGACGGCCGAGGAGUGCUACCUGCGCUGUCUGGACGACGACCGCUGCCGCGGGUACAGCGUCAACCACGUCCGGCAGGUGUGCGCGCUCACGUGGUUCGAGGUGGCCAACAAGUCAGACUACCUGCUGGCGGACCCGAACUGGAGCUUCCACCGCAAGAUCUGCCUGCCCGAGCGGCCCUGCCUGAGGCACUGGUCCUUCGAGCGCGUGCCGCAGUUCCACCUGGUCGGCUUCGAGGACAAGGUGGUGUCCCAGGUGUCCGACCAGGACGGCUGCCUGCAGCUGUGCGCCUCGGAGACGGGCUUCGUGUGCCGCUCGACGCGCUACGAGCCCGCGAGACAGCGCUGCGUGCUCAGCAGGCACGAUCGCCGCACUGCGGCAGAGUCCUUCCGCAGGACGGCGCCGGACGACGGCAGCGCGGCGGACGUGCUUUACAGCGAGAACCAAUGCGUCUCCGAACCACCGCGGUGUAACUUCCGUCCUCUGCGUGGUCGCUCCCUCAGUCGGGGUCACGUGUUCGUCGACGAGGAGGCCACGUCGCACACCCUGUGCCAGGAGGCGUGCGUCAACCACACCGACUUCGUGUGCCGGAGCUUCGUGUACGAUCAAUCCCGCCGCCUUUGCCUGCUGAGCCCCGACGACAGCUACAGCGGCGCCGCCGCCGGACCCCAACCCGAGGAGAGGGCCGCGUCCGAAGAGGACACGACGCUGCUCUUUGAGAAAGGGUCGUGCAUCGACGUGGAGAUGCGGUGCGAGGCUACCGCCAUGACGGCCAUCAUCCAGGUGACGUCAUCGUUCCGCGGCCGCGUCUAUGCCGUGGGUCACCCGCACCAGUGCUUCUCAUCUUCAGUCACCGACACGGGUCACGUGGCGCUGACGGUUCCCUUGCACGGACGGCAGUGCGGCACCAAGAACCUGGGCAACGGGACCUUCCUGAACAGCAUCGUCGUGCAGCAUCAUCCGUACGUGCUGCAGAGCUCGGACAGGCGUAUCGACAUCUCCUGCGACUACGAAGAAGUCGAGCGCAAACUGCGAGGCGGCAAGCAGGUCCUCGAAGGGGAUCUGCAAAGCCUGACGCAAGUCAUCACGGGACUGGCCCCCACGCCUCCCGUUCGACUGAGAGUCGUGAACGCGUCCGGAGACGAGGUCGCAGGAGUCGACCUCGGCGAUCCGCUCUACCUCAAGGUCGACAUGGAGGACGAAUCCGUGUUUGGGAUCUUCGGGAGCUCUCUGACAGCCCGCAGCGGCGAAGGGUCGGAAACCAUCCUGCUCCUGGACGACAAAGGCUGCCCCGUAGAGCCUGCCGUAUUCCAAGGCUUCGAGCGAGCUCCGGGCUCAAAGUCACUCAUGGCCCCGUUCCAGGCGUUCCGCUUUGCGUCAGACAGUACUGUCAAGUUCCAGAUGACCGUGUCCUUCUGCCUGGACGUCUGCCCACCGCCCAAAUGUCCAGGCGGCGGCGGCACGGAGGACCAGCAACAGAUGCAGCACCAGCAGCACCUGUCGACCGAAAGCCGCGCCGGCCGCAGGCGGCGCUCGGCCAGCGCCGACACGCACGCGCUGGACCUCCAGACCGGUGACGUGGUCACUGACGUCACCAUGGAGACGGCGCUGUUCGUCGUCCACAACCUGACGCCCUCGCCGCAGGCCUCCUCCGACACCGAGCACGCUGGGAGGGACGCCCGAGGUGUCUCCCAGAACAGAAUGCCCCGCGACGCCGUGUGCCUGACUCGACCCGUCGUGUACACGUUGGCGAGCCUGAUCGGCGUCGUGCAAGCGCUCAUCCUCGGCUCCUGCUGCAUGCUGCUGUUCGUCAACCGGAAGUGGCGACUUACACGGAAGCGCCUGGCCGCCAUGCACGCCUCCAGCAGCCGGGCUUCCGUCUCCAGCAAGUCGGAACUCUUCCUCAGGACGUAGUAGCGCGGCGGCUCGUCACCACAUCUCAUACGGUUCCCCCCGUCCCUACCCCUACUACGGGCUUUUGCGACCACUGUCGGAAAGAAAGCGUGCACGAUCGCCCGGAGGGGAGGAGGGGAAAUCCUGCCAUUUCGGGGAAGGGAGGGGGAAGAAAGGGACGCAGCUGGCCUUUGUGUCUGUUGCGCAUGUGUGUGUGUGCAUGUGCCCUGGGAAAGAGACGGUGGCGCCACCUGUCGGCAUUCCAGAGGAGCUCUACGAGAGGCAUAUGACGCACAAGAGAGGGUUAGUUCCAUUUGGCCCGUUUCGGCACAUCCACGAUGCGUUCUAUGCCGAUAACGAGGCGCAGUUUCCUUAUGAACUUUUUCGUUAUAGCGGAACUCCUCACGGGCGCGCGCCUGCGAAACGUGACGGUGGCGCCGCUCCGAGGCGAUGGAGAGAAACGCCACGAGAGCCAGAUUGCAUGCACAAAACUGCGUUAACUCUUACGGUCCGUUCUGCUCCGCACACUAAGUGUUCCAUGAUGUCGAGAACAUGGCUUAUUUGAUUGUUGGACGCAGCAAAGUGUUGCCAGUAUCUUUCUUUCACGGGCGUGGGCACCCCAAGCUUGACUGUGGUGCCAGCGCAAGGCGAUUGGAUGAAACUCGGCUAAGGGCAAAUGUCCCACACACAACUGCGUCAACUUUAUUGGUCCUCCUCGGUACGACCCCAGGUUGCGCUUCGAUGCCCAGAAUAUGGCCGACUUUCGUAGUAAAUUUUUUUUUUUUUGCCACAGCCAUAUUGUUUGUUGUGGAUGCCACGUAUCUGCGUCCUAUGGCCCUUGCGCCGGUGGGAACAUAUUGAGUGCGGUUAACUUCUGGAAAUCGCAAGAUGAUGUCUUUCUUCACUUCGUAAUUCUGUUCGUAUUGUGGUGUGUUCGCCUAAAUAUGAUAUUACCACUGCUUCCGUCAUCUCGCGCGGCAAGAACGUUUAGCGAGACUGAAAAUGCGAGCUGAAAGCGCGUAGAUCAUGCAAGAUGAAGCUGACUAACACUGUGAGAUUGUUCUUUCGGAAGCUUUAAUAAAUGGACGCCAUAGUAGCAAAUACUCGUCUCUUCAGGCGUUAUGUAGGCAGCUAGUUUAGGAGGUUCCCAUAUCCAUUCUCUUGGUCAUACUAUUAGGGCGCAAUAAUCGCUUCAUAGCGUUAGCGAUUGCUAUUUCAACGUCGGAAUCACGGGAUCGUACCUCUAAACCUGCCAGAUGAGCGGCGAAAAAAGUUCGCCUUGUUCAUGAGCGACGCGGCUUCUUUAUCUCGGCUUGCAACGAUUCUCUUGCAACAAGCUUUCUCAAUAGCCUGUCCCACUGAGUGAAGCACUGACACAUUUCCCGACAGAAACUUGACCGCGAAGAUGAGCUCUAGCACGAACGGCCUUAUGCGUCGUUACGCGUCUCCAAAUGUCUCAUUUCUGGUCGUAGCCUCGGUGUGCAGACGAGAGCACGGCAGUAUACAAGCUAGUUCCACACAUAUGCAGUACUCACGUCAGUGUGCAACCAGGUAAAACAGGCUCGCGUAGGCGGUAGCGUUGCUCGGCCGUCCAGUCAGUGAGUGUGCAUAAUCCUGCGAGAUCGAAAAGGGUUCACAAAUUAAUCAUCUCAGUGAUUAUUAUUAUUUGUUUUGAUAACAUAUAUACACUAAAAGAACGCUCGUAGCAAAUACGCAGCUGCUAAACUCGCGGGCACGGUAUAACGUACCCUCAGCGAUUCCCAACCCUUUCCAGGCGCCGCGAAGUCAACUCUGAGACAGCCCCCAUAUGUGCCAGUCGCGUGACGUGACGUCAUCUGCACACGCCGAUGGACAGACAGGUUAACCAAUCAGCUACGAUGUCACAACGUUGUGCUAUAUUAUGUGGUUGUCUAUGGCAAGGUGUCAAUAAAAUUACUUAAAGUGCCAGCGUAACUCGUCCACGAUGACGUCGAGUCAUGUAAAUUGUGGGCCUGGUUGCUGCGUAACUUGUAUUGGCCGUUAUAUAAGUGGAUCAGUGGUUUGUCAUGACCGUGAUCUUCCAAUAUCAGGGGAUUUUUCUUUCAGCUUCUUACUGGAGGAAAGAACAAGUAUGUCCCCCCCAAAAAAGAGGUGCUUUUUUUUCCCCGUCCGAAACGCGUAUUGCCUCUGCCCUGAAAAUAGCUCGGUAAUGAAACGCAUCUGGCCUGAAGCUACUGGGAAAUUCCGUGAAAACAUCAGAGUAAUGAAUUCUGCGGUUCAACCGCGGAUAUGGUUUUCGUUGCGCUGUUUCCCAGGACGUGAAACCAAUCUCGCCGAUGGACGUUCACUGAUCGUGCCACCGUUAGUACGGUCCUCGGGGCCUUCAGUUUCUACGGACACGGACGGGAUAAAACAGCUACGUACUCUCAGCAGUCCUUACGCGUAGCGUCGACGGGCCGCAUUUUAAUCAACGCUUAAUAAGGUGAUGUGUGGUGUCUGUUUCCGCCUGCCCUGCUUGUCUGUGCGUGAGAAUGCGAGUUUGUGUAUUUUGGUGCCGCAAAUUCUGACAGGCUGGAGGCGUCGUUUCUCGCAUAGCAUGCACUCGCAUACUUAGCUCGCCUACAUUGCUGUCUGGAGCUCCAUUAGUCCGAAAGGCUGGGGAGUAUCUGCUUUUUGCUUUUUAUUCUGUCGUCAUCAAACUCGGAAAGUCAAUUGGCAGCGUAAUCAGCGUUUGCGCAAAACGUUGUUUACUGAAAGUGACGUUAUUAAGGGUUCCCAGUGUAAAGACCCCUUCCAGCUGAUUCGCCCGCUCGUUCCCACUUAAAAAUCGCAAUGAGGUAGUACGGUAGAUCCUCCUUAUAACGAACUCUCAGCGCCACGAAAAUACAUUUCUCAUUUCCGAUGUUCACUUACAAGGAUUAAUUCGCUACGCGCUCAUAUCGGUUAGAAACACCUUUAGCUGUACUUCGCUAUAUCCAAUAUUUCGUUAUAACCAUGUUACUAUACGGAGUUUCGACUGUACUUCGUGGUGCCUUCAGGUCAUCUUAGGUCGGCCUAUUAACCUGUUUCGUCCACAAUAAAUUAGAACCACACUUCGUCUGCGAGGAUUCCGGGUAAUCAAAGGAAUUUUCUCGGUCGAAAAUGUGAACGUUGGCGACCCUGUUUCCUAGGCUGACGAGAAGCCCGUCGCACAGAAAACUCGGUCAUGCAAAGCGGCGUCGCCUCCCUGACGUCAUGUGGCGCUAGCUUUGCUUCCUGAGAGAGACAGAGAUAGAGGGAGAGGGGAAAGGCAGCGAGGUUAACCAGAGGAGAGUUUCUUAUUUGCUACCCUGCACUGGGGCGGGGGACAUAGGUGUUGCAAAGACGACAAAAAGCGAGUGGAGAAAGAAAAAGGAACAAGAAAGAAAGAAAGGAAACUGGUAAGAGAAAAGGCGUUCCAACCACAGGCGUUCACACAAGCCGGUCGAUCUCAAGAAGCGCAGUAACGCUUGCACGGCCGUCUUAUGCGAUGUCAAGUCCCGUCGAUGUUUCAAAAUUAUUUCUUCCGACAGAGGCUGGUUGUCCAACUGGUUCAGCACGACGGAAAGCGAUUGUCUCCGCACACUGUACUGCAGUGUACUGCACUGUACUGCACUGUAGAGUGUGCCUUCUGGAAAGUGGAAAUGCGGGGAUAGGGAUGGAGGCUGAUUUCAGUGCAAAAUCGUACCACUAAUAAAAAAAAACUGUACCGCGAAGUGCUACCUCUGUGCGAAAUACGAACGGAAACGAAGAAUCAGCGGUUCAGCCGGAAGGACCAUUUAUGCCUGCGUACAUUGUGAACGCAACAUUCAGUAUUUCCUGAUAUGUUUUCGAGGCAACGAACACGCACUGGAUUGACUUUCCAAAAACAUCAUCGUGAACUUAACAUUCCUCUGCGUGACGUGAGGCCGUGUUAACUUCGUUGUGCGACUAUUCCAGCGAUGCUACAGUGCGAUGCCGUCAGCUAUUUUAACGCGUCGCGCGCAUGAGUAUUGUCUACAGUGAGUACUGUUUAAGCAAAGAAGUCGUGUUCUUGGACAUUGGUCAGGAACUAGACGAAGUGAUAAAUUUCUAGCAUUCCGCCCGUACCGAAGCAUUCCAGAUGUAAUCUCACUGUGUCAAAUGUUCUCUGUAUUCUUAUAUGAAGACAUGUGAUUUUUCUUUAUGGCAUCGAUAUCUACUCCGUAGAAUGUGCAGAUGAACCUACUGAUAAGAAGAAACUAAUGCAUGGCAUAAUGUACCGUUUUAGAAAGGAUGCUUGGUAUUUGUCGAACGGCAGCAAAAGAUGGCUGAAGUUCGCAUUUUCAGAAAAAACACGUGGAAUCACACAUUACAUUGAUUUUGACGUGAACGCAUUAUUAUUGCCAUAGCUUUGUACGAUUGUUUUCUGUGUGUUUCAUUUGUAUGAACAGUAUAUAAUGUGUUUCCUUUGGCGCUAUCGUGUAAGUGUAAGCCAACAAGCGUUUUUUCUUGCCCAGCAAAGCACUCGUACUAUGCGGGCCUAGUUGGUGGAUAGCUCUCAAGAGGUGUCGAUCAUUUUGUCCUUAUGUUCUUUGUUCUACUUAGCUUUCGUUGCCCCUUGUUCUUUGUUCGACUUAGCGCUUUCGUUGCCCCUUGUUCGCUGUAUAUAAUCGCUGUGGUGUAAUAACAUUUAGUAAAGUUGCGUUAAUAUAGCGUAAUUCUGGCAUGAACAUGUCGCAACUGAAACGCGAGCAGGUAGUCCAUCAUAUGGUGCUCUUCCCUUUUUCUUUUGAGAGCUUUCCUAAUUUUAUUGAGCAUUCAUGAUAACCUUAGUUAAGAGUGGCGCGACGUCUGACAUUGGUAAAAAUAGAACACAAACGCGAAAAAAGGCGGGCCUUCCUGACAACGCAUGGAGAAAGCUCAGCGAUGAAAAAUCAGAAAAUUUCCGAGCAUCGAGUUAAAGCGUUACACCACCGCCGCAUGCGAACACGUCUAGGACUUUGCGGACAUGUGGUAUAGUGUGCGUAAAACCGCUGCUGUUUGAAUACUAAUUAAAAAGCGUUGAUCACAAAAGAAAGAGCGCUAUAACAGAAACAUUCCGCAAGAAACUGCGCACAGCUGACUGAACGACGGAGUUAGGAAAGCUUCCACUUAUGUCUUCUUCAACCCAAAUCAUUCCGAUUACUGGCGCCUUCGUGUUCAUGUGUGCCUCUUCACGGGUGACUCGUACCAUUGCAUGCAACUGAAGAAUACUCGCUGGAUCUCCCGUGUUUGUUAUACAAGGGCUCUGGUUGUUGAUACUCUGAAUAAAACCGCGCAGCAGGUUUUGUUUCUGGGUUCUACUGUAUAGCCGAAACGCGUUCGGGGGACUGACUCGCCUAACUGUAGUUAUCUCUCCUCCAGUGAUGGACUUCUAUCCGGCUGGAAAAUAGUUCCUAAGCUAGGACUCCGUAGAUGUCUGAAGGGUGCGGCUAAAAGGCGCCGAACACACAACUUGAACAAAGGCUCACAGCGGGGUAGAACGGUUUCCUGCAAGCGUUCGUCGAGUUCGAGUCGAACGCGGGAAAGCCUCUACCCGGCCUUUCUCCACUGCGAGGAGGCCGCGUUUAUUUUGGAGUGAAAGGUUUCAGAGUGCGUGCGUGUGUUUCCAUCUUACCAUAGGACGAAGGGCUCUUAUCCACGUCACCGUGUUUGCCGUUUCUUCACUUUUAACUGGACGAACUUGAAAAGGAAGCAAGGACAGGAGAGCGGACCAUAAUAGCAGGUCGGAAAGAGCUUUAGUUUGGCAGCGUACGUGACAAAGCAAGUUACGAAUAUUCACGAUAGCUACUAACACUGCUAUAUGAUUAAUUCUACGAACUGCUUUGGAAGUUACGCGCUGAGCCAGCCGAUCACAGAUCGGGAACGCGAACCUGGUAAAGCAUGACAAUGUUUCGCGUAACACUUCAGAACAGUGUGUGCAUAAGUAACAGGCUAAACAGGUGUACUUCUUUGUCAUGCUUUGCCAGUUUAUGACAACCAACUGGCUAUGUGUCGUCAUCGCAGGAUUACGUAAGGUCACCUGUAGUUGAGCGAACGUGGCGCGACGUUUGGUCCGACAAGAGCAUGCCGUUUGAAUUAUACACGAUAACUGCUAACCUUGUGAAUCAUAGGCGAUACGCAAACGAGACCAGAACAACUGCCUGCAUCAUGUAAUCAUGUCGGUACCGAACGUUACGUAUACAUAGUACGAGAAUACGUGGGAGCGAAGGAGAAUGCGUGCGGAGUUUUUCUUUUGAUGCGGUCUUCGUGCCAAACAAGCUUCUGAGUUUCUGCCUCGCCGGCGAAGCGGCUUUCAACCGGCAGGCCUCCUCCUCCAUCGCGCACGUCUAGUUUCCCGUUAUGCUGUCCGUAUCACGUGGUUUCGGAUACUUGUUCUUUUCAUCGCUGCGUAACGCAGACUGUAACAUUUUCGCCACACGUUGUACUCGAGAUUCUCCGUUAGCUUCCUACAACACCGAGACGGCGGUAUUGCGCAGGCGUCAUACGUCAUACUUCCCGCGUCAUACUUCCUGCGUAUUACUUCCUGGUGCGCGGACACAGCAUUGGUUUGACAAAUCGCCGGACCCAUCGUCCCCACUGGGGUGCGGCGCGGAUUUCUUUAACCGGUGUUGCGUCCGUGAGGUGCGGUUUCUUUAUUGGUGCUCGCUUCGCUUGCUCCCUUCUUGCCAGACUUUUCUUCGUGGAAGAAGGUUCAUUGACCCUCUCGCAAGGUGUGCUCACAGCGUAAUGGAGUCUCUGCUGCGCACAGAGCAAAGAAAUGCGUCCACUGUCUUAGAAGAGACGCGUACAGUGGUACGGAUGCACUCCUCGCAGACUGAGGUAUAUGGAAGCUGGUUCGGUGUUUUAAUAAUUUCUAUGAACUGGCUGUCCACAUUGAGGUUCAUUGCGCUUAGAAGCAAGAUACCGAUCAUUGUUUCAGGAGUGAGAGUAAUUAAAAUGCGUGUAUUUAAGGGUUGCUUGCUUCUAACCCGAGUGGGACUCGACGUUCACAGAGCAUUAAGUGUUCUGUCCUUGUGCGAGUCUCUAGAGAGUGGAAGGGUUACCAUUACAUCGUGCCACUUUCCACGGCAACUUAUAUUUCUGAAGACUGGCUCUACAGCCUUGUUCUGAUGCCUGAACUGUCAGCAUGGCCAAGUACUGCUGUUAAAGAAAAAAAAAACACUUUUUUCUCUUUACUCCCUAAUACGGAUUUGCGAUUUUUGAGAACUGCUCUCGAACGCAAAUUACCGCAACAGGCAGCUAGCUAUUGACCUUAAUAUUUGUUUUCUACCUUCUUUUUGUUUAAGUUUGCCUGUGUAUUUUGUCCUUGUCCUUUAUGACGUUGCAUUUUUUGUCGUAGUGUUGCGUAGAACUGUUCGGUAUACGCCCGCUCUCAUGGGCAAGCUUUUCCUCUGAGCACGACUAUAUAGAGGACAGCAACACUUUUCCGAUGAUUUCGUACUCAACUCUAGCUGUUAAGAGAAUGAGGGGAUUCGUGUGCCCUAUGUGUUAUCGCGGAAGCCAUAUUUUUUUGCGCUUCUGGUGCCGCUGGUGUGUUUUAUUCCAUUAUUUUUUUAGUUGUUCUUUGCGUGCUCUUUUGUAAGCGAAAAUAAAGAAAAGAGUGCAAUAAAACGACCCAUACCGUCUUUGAA